Messenger RNA from Schistocerca piceifrons (Central American locust), 2048 nucleotides. It is a transcript of the gene l(3)77CDf, whose product is annotated as phosphatidylserine synthase. Gene Ontology annotation, molecular function: L-serine-phosphatidylethanolamine phosphatidyltransferase activity. Lineage: Eukaryota; Metazoa; Arthropoda; Insecta; Orthoptera; Acrididae. Bases 228 to 1634 code for a protein of 468 amino acids. Gene Ontology annotation, biological process: phosphatidylserine biosynthetic process. The record is from RefSeq and is a predicted model, not a curated record. The transcript is spliced from 8 exons.
AUACGUAUUUUAUAUUAAAUUACAGAUGCGAGGAGCUAAUAUUCCAAUUCAGUUGUGAAGGGCGACCAGAUUUAUAUCUCUGAACGAUGGCGUACUUUCGUUACUUCUAUGGUAGUAUUCGGUUUCAAAACAGUGUAAAUGUAGGUGUAGGCUGAAGGGUGGUAUGGUGUAGGGCCUGGUGGGUGGAGGUGCUUUAAGGAUAUCUUGUAGGUAUAGGAAUUAAGAAAAUGGCGAGGGAUGGCGACAAUUCUAAUGAAGUAUUUUCGAAUAUUAAUGAACGUCCUGUAGAUGAUAUUUCCCUUGAAUUUUUCUAUAAACCUCACACCAUAACUUUGCUUACUGUGUCAAUCGCUGCUGUAAUAUAUUCUGCAUUUACACGAGAUGAACAAGACAUGCAGAAUAACAUAAGAGCAGGGAUCUUGUGUGUUAUAUUCUUUUUCCUGAUAAUUUCCGUUUUGGCAUUCCCAAAUGGACCAUUUACAAGACCUCAUCCAGCUGUGUGGCGGAUGGUAUUUGGAAUGAGUGUGCUCUAUCUCCUUGCUCUACUGUUUAUAUUAUUUCAGAGUUACAAGACUGUAAAAUCAAUAAUUUUAUGGAUUGACCCUUCCUUAAAAGAUUUUCACAUAGACAUGGACAAGGAAUAUGGUGUUAAUUGCACGGAUGUAACAGUCGAGAGAAUAUGGAGUCACAUUGAUGUUUUUGCAGUGGGUCAUUAUUUCGGAUGGAUGUUCAAGGCUAUUCUUGUUAGACACCUUGGCAUUUUGUGGGCUAUUAGUGUUAUGUGGGAAUUUACUGAGAUAGCAUUUGCUCAUCUUCUACCAAACUUUAUUGAAUGCUGGUGGGAUGCUCUAAUAUUAGAUGUACUUGUGUGCAAUGGAUUGGGAAUUUGGUGUGGCUUGAAGAUUUGCAAGUAUCUGGAGAUGAGAGAGUAUAAAUGGGUUAGCAUAAGGGAUAUUCGAACAACUUCAGGGAAAAUAAAGCGUGCAGUUUUACAGUUCACACCUGGGAGUUGGAUGCAAGUUAGAUGGUUGGAUCCAUCUUGUACUUACAUGCGCUUCUUUGCUCUUUGCCAGCUUGUCAUUUUUUGGCAAGUCUCAGAGCUAAACACAUUUUUCCUUAAACACAUUUUUGAAAUGCCACCAUCCCACCCAAUUGUGGUUGUUCGACUUGUUCUUAUUGGUGUCUUUGUUGCACCGUCUGUUAGACAGUAUUAUAGUUACGUUACAAAUCCAUUGUGCAAACGUGUGGGAACACAGUGUUGGGUAUAUGGUGCUAUAAUGGUAACUGAGGCCAUUUUGUGCAUAAAGAAUGGCAAAGAACUGUUUGAACGCACACAGGCAUUCAAUAUUGUCUUGUGGCUUCUACUGCAGCUGCUAACUUCUAUACUUUGCGUAUAUGGCUGUGUUCUGUGGCAUCGCUACAUACAGAAGGAAGAUGAAAUGUCAAGAGAAUCAUCUCCUUGCAAAACACCAGAUUCUGGGUUUGUUGAUCAGAAGCCUCACACAGAUGGUAUGACAUCAGAAUUAAUAGGCACUACUACAAACUGUCCAAAGUUCCCAUGGGAUUUAAAGAGACGUGCUGUAGUAUCCCGUGAGUCUCAGACGCCUGACACACACAGUCGCGCUUCUUUGUGAAUUAACAGAUCGUCUGUGUUAUAAACGGUGUGUGUCAGGUUUGUGGAGCCAAUUCCACAUGUGUGUGUUGUAGAUACAUUAGAAUACAGAAUGUUAAAUGCAGGUGAAUAUUUUUCUGAUGUCUGUAAAUUUGUGCAAUUUUGUAGAUUAUUUAUUAGACUUGAUGUAUAGUUCCUUAAUGUUGCUGUUGAAGUGUAGGAAAUGUCUUCAGUCAGAGUUUCUGCCUAGGAGUUUGAAAUGCAAUUGGGAUAUACCUUUUAGAAAAUUGUUUUGAUCUCAUUUGUUUUCCUUGUAUUUCAUGAAUUAUAUUUGUAUGUAAUCCAUAAUGUUGAUAACAACACACUGAGUCAGAAUUAUCAAAAGUUUUAUGGUUGACACAUUAUAAUAUGUUAACAUGCUACAUUUUUUCCAAUG